Molecule: messenger RNA, 2147 nt
Organism: Suillus subalutaceus
Lineage: Eukaryota; Fungi; Basidiomycota; Agaricomycetes; Boletales; Suillaceae
Product: magnesium transporter NIPA-domain-containing protein
Exons: 15
Coding region: 63-1991 (642 amino acids)
Biological process (GO): magnesium ion transport
Cellular component (GO): membrane
Molecular function (GO): magnesium ion transmembrane transporter activity
Source: RefSeq, a predicted model, not a curated record
UGCAUCGCAACUCAAGAAUAACAACACUGCUGGUCCCAACUGCUGCGGGUUUCGUCACAACCAUGUCCUCCACAACGUCCUCCACAACGAUGGCUUCAUCCUCAGCGUCGUCUGUGACGUCCGCUGCCGCUGCUUCUGGUACAAGCACUACCUUUCAAUUACCCUCAAGCCUUAAAGUCGUCGGAAUAAUACUCGCAGUAACAAGUGGCUUGUUGAUUGGCUCUAGUUUCGUCUUCAAGAAGAAGGGCUUGAUGCGCUCGCAGGCCGGGCAUGCAGCAGGCGAAGGUGUUGCGUACCUCAAAUCUCCAUUAUGGUGGACAGGCAUGACAAUGAUGAUAUGUGGAGAGUUGUGUAAUUUUGUUGCAUAUGCGUUUGUUGAAGCGCUUAUUGUGACUCCUAUGGGCGCACUAUCUGUUGUAAUAUGUGCCAUCCUAUCUUCCAUCUUUCUCAACGAGAAACUCACCUUUUUCGGAUGGCUGGGUUGUGCCCUCUGUAUUAUUGGUUCCACCAUCAUUGCUCUCAACGGCCCACAAGAGCAAACACCCGGUGAGAUAGAGGCAUUUAAGCAACUCUUCUUGGCACCUGGUUUCCUCGGGUAUAUGUCUGCCCUGAUUACUAUCGCCCUCUCUAUUAUUUUUUACUUCGGACCUAAAUAUGGCAAGAACAACAUGCUCUGGUAUAUAUCUGUGUGCAGCACUAUUGGCGGCAUCAGUGUGAGUGUCACGACCGGGCUCGGUUCAGCCAUAGUCACCUCCGUUAUGGGAGACAAUCAGUUCAAAAACUGGUUUAUAUACUUUCUAAUGGCUUUUGUGGUGAUAACGCUAUUAACGGAAAUUUAUUACCUGAAUAUUGCACUUGCGCUAUUCAAUACUGCUAUGGUAACGCCCACGUACUACGUUUUAUUUUCAUUUUGUUCAAUGGUCACAACCAUCGUCCUCUUCCAAGGGCUCAGCUCUUCUGUCUCGCAAAUUCUCACCCUUGUCCUGGCCUUCCUCACAAUAUGUGUCGGCAUCACGAUCCUCCAAAUGUCCAAGAUCGACCCUGCGCAGCUGAAGCUUGAUCGCCGGUCCACCAUGCUCCUUCAAGCCUCUCGCGCACCCACGGAAGACGCUGAGGAGAAGGGUAUUACCGGUAUGGAAAACCCCGGCAUCGAAGCGUUGCGUGGCACGUUCGGCACCAUGAGCAGCAUCAUUCGCGCCCGUUCAGCACGGAGGAUGAGCCAAUCAAGCAGGCACGCGAGCUCCUCUCUUCGGGCGCGUCCAGAUGACGGUCUUCCUUCCACACACACAAAUAACGCGUAUGAUGGGUUGACACGUCAUCAGCUAUAUGAUGCCCCUGUGCCGCAGCUGUCCGAUACAGAUCGCGAGUCGUCGUUUUCGUCUGGAUCAACAACACCAUACAGCCCGCGGAGAACAGCCAUCAAAUUCGGAUCGCAAGAUCUCGUGCAUUCGUACCGCCCGCCAGGUAGUGGGGAUGCGGAUGCCACGCAUGAACACAGGAACGCUGUGCAUUCUACACCGCUAAUACAAACAAACUCAUCAUUUCUGUAUCCUCCUCCACCAAAUACCGACACUUUGUUAAUGUCUGGUAGUUCGCAGUCGCUAGUUGUACCACCGCGUGCAAAUGAUGAGCCACCAGCACCCACUGUGUCGACCAUGUACCACAAUCCAAUCAAAAGUGAUCCAUUCGAAACCCCGACAACUCCCACGAUGACCGCAUUCCCCUCGUCGUCUGACAUGCUGCCAAAUAACUCUCCUCCACGAAGCCACCGGAGCCAGGAGGAUGCGCGCCCCACGGAACGCACGCGACGUAGCUCCUCAACGGGCAAGCCGCGGCGAUACCCGAGAGGUUUAGAUGACGAAGAGGAAAGGAUAAGCCUGUGGGAGCAACUAACCUCGCCGGAGAUGUCCGAAGAAGAGGUUGAAGAUUCAUCGUCUCCGGUGCAGGGAAUUAGGCUGGUGAAACCUAAUAGUUCUAAGACAUGGCUUUGAUAAGGAGUGUACGAUCAGAAAAUGGACUGCUUUUUGCUAUUGGACCUGAUACUGAUAGAGUAGUUGUAUCUAUUUGCAUUUGGAACUCCCCGCGCUUCAAGCUUCUGAUUGGCGAGUGGAGGCAUGAGAUGAGAUGGAUGACAUAGUGACCACUGA